ACCCUGCGGUGAUUUCCCCCCAGGACCCCACCUUGCUGAUCGGCUCCUCGCUGGUCGCCACGUGCACGCUCAGCCCGGACCUUCCGCUCAAAGCCGAGGACCUGUACUGGACGUUGAACGGGCGACGCCUCCCAACCACCUCCUACACCACCCUGGGCCCCUCCACGCUCAGCGUGGCCCUCGCCCACCUCAACGGCUCCAGGCAGCAGUCAGGGGACAACCUGGUGUGUCACAGCAGAGACGGCAGCAUCUUGGCCGGCUCCUGCCUUUACGGUGGACUACCCCCAGAAAAACCAGUCAACAUCACUUGCUGGUCCAAAAACAUGAAGGAUCUGACCUGCAAGUGGGCACCAGGGGCAGAAGGGGAGACCUUCUUGGACACCAACUACACCCUUAAGUACAAGCUCAGGUGGUAUGGCCAGGACCACACCUGCCAGGAGUACCACACAGCUGGGCCCUACUCCUGCCACAUCCCCAAGGACUUGGCUCUCUUCACUCCCUACGAGAUCUGGGUCGAGGCAUCCAACCGACUGGGGGUGGCUGUCUCUGACGUGGUCAUGUUGGACAUCCUCGACGUGGUCACCACGGACCCACCGCUGGACGUGCACGUUAGCCGAGUGGGCGACCUGGAGGACCAGCUGAGCGUUCGCUGGAGCUCCCCACCAGCCCUCAAGGAUUUCUUCUUCCAAGCCAAGUACCAGAUCCAAUACCGGGUGGAGGACAGCUCGGAGUGGAAGGUGGUGGAUGAUGUUGGCAACCAGACAUCCUGCCGACUCGCCGGGCUGCGUCCCGGCACCGUCUACUUCGUCCAGGUGCGCUGUAAUCCCUUCAGCACCUACGGCUCCAAAAAAGCAGGAAUCUGGAGCGACUGGAGCAAUCCCACCGCAGCCUCCACCCCCCGCAGCGAUCGAGCAGCAGGGGGCUGUGACCCCAAAGGAGGGGAGCAAAACACGACACUGCGCCGAGAGCUGAAGCAGUUUUUC
Molecule: messenger RNA, 983 nt
Organism: Acanthisitta chloris (rifleman)
Lineage: Eukaryota; Metazoa; Chordata; Aves; Passeriformes; Acanthisittidae
Gene: CRLF1
Product: cytokine receptor-like factor 1
Exons: 6
Biological process (GO): cytokine-mediated signaling pathway
Cellular component (GO): external side of plasma membrane
Molecular function (GO): cytokine receptor activity; protein binding
Source: RefSeq, a predicted model, not a curated record